This is a messenger RNA of Sitophilus oryzae (rice weevil), 3571 nucleotides long. RefSeq names its product matrix metalloproteinase-2-like. The record is from RefSeq and is a predicted model, not a curated record. Lineage: Eukaryota; Metazoa; Arthropoda; Insecta; Coleoptera; Curculionidae. Gene Ontology annotation, cellular component: extracellular matrix. Gene Ontology annotation, biological process: collagen catabolic process; extracellular matrix organization; proteolysis. The coding region runs from base 281 to 2395 and encodes 704 amino acids. Gene Ontology annotation, molecular function: zinc ion binding; metalloendopeptidase activity. The transcript has 12 exons.
UCAGUUCCGACACUGCGAUCGUAGUAGGCCUAGCGUCGUGAGCGCGAGCGGCAAUAACGCGCGCUAUAUCCACCGGCCUCUUGUUUUACCAACUCUUCGCUCUCGGACAAAGCGUCGUCGCUUUUUUUAUUGGUAAACAAACGUAAAACCGAACAAAAAUGCCUACGUACUGUUGACCGAUACUGUUGUGCCUAAGGUAAAUUGUUUUGCCGCUCGUCGUCGAUGUUCCUUUGUUUUGGCGUUGGUCGCUUGUUCCGAGACAAAAGACUGUUUGGUUGCAAUGUUUUCGCGCCGGUUGGAAGCGUCGAGACGGCGUCGGCGGCGCUCGCCCUUUCUGUGCCGGUCGUGUCUUGUUUUGUUGGUUUGGGUGAUUGGGUUAGGAUGUGGUGGAGAGGCGAGUGCCAAGUUGGGGAGGAUUGCUAAGAGGGAGGUGUUGGACGAGAAUUUGAACGUGUAUCUGACGCGGUUCGGGUAUAUGCCAUCGGCGACAGAUGACGCUGUCGGUGCUUUAAGGACAGAGGAGUCCGUUCGAAACGCAAUCAAGGAAAUGCAGGAGUUCGCAGGAAUACCCGCAACAGGAAAACUGGACGAUAGGACAAUUAAGUUGAUGAACACGCCCAGGUGUGGCUUACCGGACAAAAGUCGACAGACAUCUGGAAGACGGAAAAGAUAUUCAGUUCGUCAUAUAAAAUGGCAUCGAACUGAUUUAACGUGGAGUUUGAGAACUACGCAGUUCCAAGACCAAAAUCUCCGCAGCUACGAUGUCAGAUAUGUCAUCUCCAAAGCUUUGGACGUCUGGUCCAAACACUCAAAAUUGACAUUCGCGGAGGUGGAUAGCGACAGAGCUGACAUCCUCAUUUAUUUUCACAGGAAAGAUCAUGGAGACAAUUUUCCCUUCGACGGAAGGGGAAUUAUUCUUGCUCAUGCCUUUUUUCCAACGGGUCAGGAAGGGGUCAGUGUGGACGUGCAUUUUGACGCUGACGAAAACUGGACCACGUCAGGCAGUAGCGACUUAGGCACUAAUUUGUUUAUGGUGGCUGCCCAUGAAAUAGGUCAUUCCCUAGGACUGUCCCAUUCUAAUGUUGAAGGAGCAUUGAUGUACCCGUGGUACACGGAAAUGAAAAACGGUUUCGAAUACGAACUUCCCGAAGAUGACAGAUUAGGCAUCCAAUCUUUAUACGGUGCCAGGGAUGAGAAAAAAAGGGAACGUAUACCACACUAUCCACAUCAACCAACUUAUUACAGGCCUACCACAACAACCACUACAACUACGACAACAACGAUGAGGCCUGUGACACGGCCGCACCAUAAGUAUCCCUACGAUCCGAGAAAUCCUUAUGGAAAACACCCGCACGAUCCUAGAAACCCAUAUGGGUAUUAUCCCAACAGAUCAGAUAAAUCCCCGCAAAAACCAAUGCAUCCGAGUAAGAAACACCACUACUAUCCGACUGGUAGUAACCCGGAUCACAAGCCUGACAAGAAACAUUAUACUCCAGGAUAUGAUCCGAAUCGCAAAUCAACAGCAACUCGUCAAGAUUAUCCCUUAGUAACGAAACGGCCAUACACCAAAACUGUAAAACCGCAUCACAGGAACCAGCCUCACGUCACUCACAUACCCACAGAAAGGACCACACGUUAUGUUCCUAAAGAAUAUCCAGGAGAGCCACCUCCAGAUACUUGCGAUACUAGUUACGAUGCCAUUGCAGUAAUAAGGAAAGAACUGUUCAUCUUUAAAGACAGAUAUUUCUGGAGAAUAGGUGAUAAUGGACUUGUAGAGAAAAACUAUCCUGCCGAAAUAACCCGUCUAUGGAAAGACUUUCCCAAAAACCUCACCCACAUUGAUGCUGUAUAUGAACGUCCUGAUGGCCAUAUCGCUUUCUUCAUUGGAGAUAAAUAUUAUCUGUUUGCUGGAUUGCGGGUAGUUCCUGGUUAUCCCAAGCCUAUUACUGACCUAGGUUUACCUGUCAGCUUAAAGAAAAUUGAUGGGGCCAUGGUAUGGGGCCAUAAUGGGCAGACUUAUUUUUACAGUGGCGACAUGUAUUGGAGAUUCGAUGAAAGUGUACAAAAAGUCGAACUGGACUAUCCAAGAAACAUGGCAAUGUGGAACGGAGUCGGUACUGAUAUAGAUGCCGUGUUCCAAUGGAAAGAUGGUCGGACUUACUUCUUCAAAGGCAAAGGUUUUUGGAAAUUCAACGAUCAACGAAUGAGCGUGGAACACGUAGAACAAAAACCUUCGGGGCCAUUUUGGAUGGGUUGCAAGCAAAACUAUGAAGAAAAUGGUUUAAAUCAAAAGUUACCAUAUGUAAAUCUAGCUAGCAGAUCACACAAGACAGAUCUCAAACUCUGGUUGAUAAUACUGUUUUCAAUGGGAAAUCUAAUUUUAAAAAUUGUCUGAUAAGAAUCAUCUACACUUUGGUUGAGAAGGCUGAUUAUAAACUAGCUGAUAUAGACAAAUUUUAUAAAAGACUUAUAUGUUUAUUACUAUUAAACCAAAACCUUUCUCAACUGUGAAUAUAUAGAGACAAGAUUACUAAAUUUAUAAUUUUUACAUGCACAUUGUGAUAAAUGUCGACAAGUUGCUUCAAAUAUUACAUAAUGGAAAUAUUUCAUACGCAUUGCGCGUUUUAAAGCUUUUUGUACAGUACUUUUUUAAUAAAUAUUAGGCCUUCAGUGCAAUAUAAGUAUUUUUCCAGAGGCGAUUUUUAUAUGUCUCAAAAAAAGGACUGCAAAAAUAUAUUUUUCUUUACUCAAGGUAUAGAUUGAUACUGGUAUUUAUUUUUCAAUAUAAUCCAUUGUAUACCUUGAUCCUAUUAAGAAUUAAUUUUAAGACUGACGUUUAAAAAAUUUUAACGUAAACUGUCUCUCGCACUGCCUCCUCAUACAUUUUUUGCAUCAAAAAUUUGUGAUAAAAGUAUCAUACAUUAACUAAACACACAUUAACUAAGUUCAUACUUGAUUCUUUAGUCUAUAUUAAUAAAAUUUAGAUAUAAUUGUUUUAUUAAUUUUAUAUUAUUGUUUAUAAAUUUCUGUGAUAUUUUAUACUCCUUAUAAUAACCACAUUUAAUUUUUGUUAAAAAAUACAAAGGAAUUUUUACAUAUACUUUUAUAAUGCCACAGUCACACAUCUUUUUAAUUUUAAGUAGGCCCAUUAGGACUUAUCUUUCAGUAAGAGUAAAGUAGUGUAUAAUAUAUUGUUCAGUCAUAAUACUUUAAAUACUAUCCAAUUAUUUUGUAUGAGAACGUUUUAGUUCUCAAAUUAUUAGUAAUAUAAUAUUGUAAUAGACAUUAGAAAACUUGGAGAAAUUUCAGGUCUAUCAAUGUCUUCAAAAUAUUUUUGCUAUUACUAAAAACUAUUAUAAAAAUUGAUACUUCAUUACCAUAAUAAAUUUUGAAAACAUUGAUAGCUCUAAUAUUCUCUUCUAACUGAUUACUAUAUGAAACUACAUUGAUUGUAACAAAUAUGACCAAGCAAUGUAUUCCAUCAUCAUCAGUCAGAAAAUAACACAUCUAUGUAAAUAGAAUAGAAUAAACAAAAUUAAAAAUUUGAUAUUUAUAUAUAUUUUAAAUAAGA